UACCGGUUGUGGAAACAUCUGAACAAGAAGAACCACAAAGAUGGCGAAAUGUGGUGGUUGUACAAUGGGUCCGAAGUCAGCAAAUUGCUGCUUGGUAUUGAGUUUUUGGGGCAUUAUAAUGCUGGUGUUUUUGGGAAUUUUUUUUCAUUUAAAAAGCGUAGCACUUGUAGAAGAUGUAGAUAAACAAAAUGACUAUGGGAAGACGUCAAGGAAUUGUUUUUUUGCUGCUGGUUUAUACAUGGUGACUUUCGUGAUCUCUGCAUAUCAAAAGUGGCGAAUUCACAGGAUGCCAUCUGAGAAAAUAUUAAAAAUUGAAUCCCACUAACAACAGAAAUGAUGGAACUUUAAUGAAUGUGCAAACUGAUGAUUAUAAACAGAAAAUUCUGGUAUUUUUGAAAAUCACAGAAAGACUGUAUGUAUAACAUGACUUUUAAUGAACUGAAAUUUGGGUCCUCCUCUUCACGCACUUCUUAUGUUAAUUUUUUCACAGAGGAGGGCUAAUUCUUGCAAUAAAUCAGCAAUUUGAGCAAAAUUAACGUAAUUUAUAAGACAUUUUUGCAUUCAUUCUACAUGGAAAUGUAAAUUUAGCGCUAAAAAAAUUAAAUUUUCACAUAAAAUUUAAA
Molecule: messenger RNA, 623 nt
Organism: Xenia sp. Carnegie-2017
Lineage: Eukaryota; Metazoa; Cnidaria; Anthozoa; Malacalcyonacea; Xeniidae
Product: ribonuclease kappa-B-like
Exons: 4
Coding region: 41-325 (94 amino acids)
Molecular function (GO): RNA endonuclease activity
Source: RefSeq, a predicted model, not a curated record